Nerophis lumbriciformis (worm pipefish) is the source of this 1092-nucleotide messenger RNA. NCBI's taxonomy places the organism in Eukaryota, Metazoa, Chordata, Actinopteri, Syngnathiformes, Syngnathidae. The record is from RefSeq and is a predicted model, not a curated record.
AUGAGAGUCGACAAAGAGAGGAGAAGGGCCCUUUAUCGCGAGGCGGCCAGGAAGAGGCGACGAGUGGAGUCGGACACGUUUGCCGAUUUAUCUAGCCUCUUGCCCCUGCGAGCUUCUGUCCGAGCGCACCUGGACAAGCCUUCCGUCAUCCGAUUGGCUAUCUGCUACAUGCGACUCCAAGCAUUGCUGCGAGGUAAAACUAACGUCAAAAUCUGGUGUUGUGUCUGGGAACUUCUGUCAUGUUUUUCUCCCGCAGAUGAGAUGGACAUGUGGAAGUUUUCCGUGAAGGAAGAAAGGAAGGAGGUGACGGAGGAGAAUGACGUCUACUUGAGGAUCAUGGAGGGAUUCGUCAUGGUGCUCUCCUCCGAGGGGAACAUCAUGUUCCUGUCGGAGAACGUCAGCUGCUACAUUGGCCUUACGCAGACUGAACUGAUGGGCCACAACGUUUUUGAGUUCAUGCACCCCUGUGACCACGAAGAAAUCAGAAGUAACCUCCGCCUUUCGGCAGAUGGGUUUUGGAGUGACACCAAGCGUGACUUUGUGGUGAGGAUUAAAAGCACUCUAACCCUGCGAGGGCGAAGCACCAACCUCAAGUCGGCAACGUGGAAGGUGGUGCAGUGUCAAGGUAGAGUUCGCGCCUGCCCCGGCCCCUUCUCGUCCUCCUGCCUGCUGCUUACCUGUCGUCCCCUGCCAGUGUCUCACACGUGCCUCUGCACUCGCACCUUCAGUAGCCAGCACAGCAUGGACAUGAGGUUCACGCACUGCGACAGCAGAGUGCUGUCAAUUUUAGGGUACACCCCAAAUGAGCUGAUGGGCCGUUCCAUUUAUGAGUUCUGUCACACGCUGGACACAAUCAGUUUGACUAAAUAUCACACCAACUUAUGCUCCAAAAGCCAGUCGGUCAGUGGUCGCUACCGAAUGCUCGUAAGGGGCGGCGGGUACGUGUGGGUGGAGAGCCAUAGCGCAGUGGUACCAGGGGCCAAAACGCCCAAAUACAGAACCAGGCCACAGCCGCCACUCUUGAUCCUCUGUGUCACCUACGUGCUCAGCGGCGUGGAGGAGCCAUUCCUGCAGCUCUCAUUGGACCAAUAA